AUGAAUGCGUGGACUCGCCGUCUCUCUUGCGCGCGCCUAGCGGACCGACCGCACUACAAUUCUCUUUCUUAUAGCUGGGGGACGGACAAGGUUGAGGUUGACAUCACCAUCAACGACAACGAAUUCCGAGUACAAAGGAACCUGCACACCAUCCUGCAGCGAUUGCGUCAGCCUGAAGGGAGCUCGCCAAUGGUCAUCUGGAUCGAUGCCAUCUGCAUUAAUCAACACCAUGAUCCCGCCGCCAUCGCCGAGCGGUCUGCGCAGGUGCAGAUGAUGGCAACGAUAUACUCGCUCUUCCGCCUUCUCGGCCGCGGAGACGAUGCAAAGGCGCUCGAGGAAUAUGCAGCCGACUUCACCAAGAACCCAGAGGAUCUCGACUACGCAUUCAAUCUCGCCUGCUUCUUCUACCUACUCAAAGACGCGGGGAAAAAGGUAAAUCUCGCCAAGUACGCACUUCCGCCAUUCUGGGGUGUGGACGACAGCAAAGCUCUCGCCCGAUACGGCAUCCCUGCCACGUCGGAGGAAUUCAGGAAAGUCUAUGCCCACCUUUUCUACUCGCAUGCUCUGCUACGCGACGUGAUCGUCGCACAGAUGGCGCCUAGCUGGAGGGAUUUCGUGUGGCUCAUCAUGUCAAUGCAGACCAAAGCUCUCGCUGAGAGGCGCAAGCGCACUCUUUUUGACGAGUGCGUAGAGUUCCGCGACUCGGAGGCGACGGUGCCGCUCGAUAAGGUGUUCGCCAUCAUAUCCUUCAUGGCGUUUCUGGGCAUGCAGCUCCCAAUGGAGAUUGACUAUGGACAGGAUACGAGGGACGUGUUCAUUCAGGUCUCGGCAGAUCAUGUCCUGACCUCCAGCGGGGGAAGCGGUUUCGAGCCUCUUGCACCGCUUCGGUUCAGCCGUGAAAAGAACAAGUACCCUAAUCUUCCCUCGUGGGUCGUCGACUGGACAAGUUACCCUCGUCUUGACAACCACAGGACCCGGGGCCUCAAGACUCUGCCACCGGGCGAUGCUCCGUGGCUCCAGAUUGAUGCUGCAGCGGGCGGGUCGACUCUACGGGAGGGCGACGUCGACCCUCCCACGCGGCUUACUGUCCCGCGGGCUUUCAACGCCUCCAAGGGCAUGCGCGGCACCGCCCCGCCGUCAAUCUCGGGUACUAGACUCGGCGUGUCAGGCAUUCAAAUCGACACUGUCGAGGGCGUGAUCGACUUCGCUGACGGACCCGGUGUCUGGACCUUUGUGACUGAGUGGCUGGACUGCCGCCCCUUCACGAAGGACUAUCGGCUUGCCGUACUCAGAACCCUCUCCGCCAACAUGCUUCAGGAUAAGCCACUUGGGGGGCCUGAUUGGGAGAUGGUCACAGUGAGGCCCUGGUGGGUGAAGCUGUGUGCCAGAGCCGAAUUAGCGGGCGAGAAGCAAGUCGAAGCAACGGUUGGCAAAGCGAGCAGAUCGUUAUCGGAACUCGCGGGCCAUAUGUUGCCGUAUUGGGAGCGUGGUGCCGCAAAGAGCGAUGAUGAGGCCAAGGUGUUUGACUUGUUGCGGCUGUGGGUCGGAGAUGUCCUGCCCGGUGACACUAUAUACCUCCUGCAUCAAGGGGCGACGCCGUUUGUGCUGCGGCCGGGCACGGGGACCGCGUUUCGGGUUAUCAGUGAGUGCUACGUUGACGGAUGUAUGAACGGCGAGGCGGCGGACGUGGGGCCGCUUCCGGAGUACACGAUGAUUAAAUUAGCACAGCUCUACUCGUUGGAGCUGGAUUUUGAUAACGAGUGUACCCCGCUGCAGUUUCCGGCAUAA
Messenger RNA from Lasiosphaeria miniovina, 1788 nucleotides. Its product is annotated as heterokaryon incompatibility protein-domain-containing protein. The transcript has 6 exons. The record is from RefSeq and is a predicted model, not a curated record. Bases 1 to 1788 code for a protein of 595 amino acids. Lineage: Eukaryota; Fungi; Ascomycota; Sordariomycetes; Sordariales; Lasiosphaeriaceae.